This is a messenger RNA of Bufo bufo (common toad), 1994 nucleotides long. Its product is annotated as E3 ubiquitin/ISG15 ligase TRIM25-like. The transcript has a single exon. Lineage: Eukaryota; Metazoa; Chordata; Amphibia; Anura; Bufonidae. The record is from RefSeq and is a predicted model, not a curated record. Gene Ontology annotation, molecular function: protein binding; zinc ion binding. The coding region runs from base 141 to 1868 and encodes 575 amino acids.
CAUUGUCUUCCUCCUUAUGAAUCAGGACUAAACACAGUCCCUGAGCUGCAGGGGUUAAUAGUCUGUUCUCAGAAGAUCUCCGCCCUCUGCAGGAAGUGAAGAAACCUUUUCACUUUCGAUUCCUGCUCUUCCUCACUACAAUGGCGUCUGCUGAGCUGAGGGACGAGCUGAACUGCUCCAUCUGCCUGAGCCUCUAUACGGAUCCCGGAUCCCUGAGAUGUGGACACAACUUCUGCUGCUCGUGUAUUGUAAGUGUGCUGGAUGCACAGGAGGCAGGCGGAGUGUAUUCCUGUCCUGACUGCAGAGCCGAAUAUCCAGAGCGUCCGGCCCUGGAGAAGAACAGGAAGCUAAGUAAUAUAGUGGAGCAUUUCUUAUCUACUCAGCCUGAUAUGGAGAAGAUCAGAACCUUCUGUAGUUACUGCACAAAGUCUCCUGUACCAGCUGUGAAGUCAUGUCUGCAAUGUGAGAACUCUCUAUGUGAUGACCACCUGACCGUCCACAACCAGACGAUGGAUCAUGUAUUAUCAGAACCCACCAGCUCCUUUGGCAACAAAAAAUGUUCCAUCCACAAGAAGGUUUUGGAGUAUUACUGCCCACAGGAUGCUACUUGUCUAUGUGUGUCUUGCUGUCUGGUUGGCAAGCACAGGGGUCACCAGGUGGAACUUCUAGAUGAGGCUUCAGAGAAGAAGAAGAAAAAGUUGAGGAAAUAUCUGGAUAAACUAAAGCCACAAAAAGCAGAAAUUCAGACAGAAAUCCAGAGUUUGCACAAUCAUAAGGGGAAAAUCCAGGAGAAAGCCUCUGAGAAGAGGAAGAACAUGAAUAAGUUAUUUAUGAACAUUAGGGAGCAACUGGAAAUUGCAGAAAGGAAAGUUCUGAGUGAGAUCUCCAGGCAGGAGAUUAAGAUGGUGUCCAAGAUAUGUCAUUUGAUCAAGAAGAUGGAGAUAAAAGAGGAUGAGCUGUCCAGGAAGAUGCAUCAUGUGGAGGAGAUGUGUCGUGUCACUGACCCAAUAAGACUCUUUCAAGAAAAUGACAUUACAGUAUGUAGUCCUGGAGAUGAUGAGGACACAGGGGAAGAUGCUGGACAGAUCGAUUCUGAUGAGGUGGCACUGGUUCUAGGACAAGCUAACCCCAAAGUGAAGUAUAAUGGGACUGAUCCAAAAACUGUCCUACAAGAAUCAGACCAAAGAGCAUCCCUUAGCGAUAAGACCGUGGUGGCAAAAGAGGAAGAAGCACCAGUCAGUGACGAAGAGAUGACUGAUGACCUGGAAGAUGUUCUGAUCUCAUCAAUUUUACACCGAUCUAUGAAGGAUGUUGUCACCUAUGUAACAUCAGAGCUCGGGUUCCAUGUUCCAUACAUCUUGCUGGAUGUUGACACGGCUCAUACAAACAUGGGAUUAUCAGAAGACCUGAGAAAAGCAACAGGUUUGAAAGAAAACCAGGGCCGAUCAAAAUCUCCUGGAAGGUUUCAGAUGUACGACCAGGUUUUAAGCAGAUGUAACUUCUCCUCAGGAAGACAUUACUGGGAGGUAGAAUGGAACCAGACAGGAGAAUGUGGUAUCGGAAUGACCUAUCCCAGUAUAGAAAGGAAUGGAGAUCAGUCUGGUAUUGCACAUAAUGACAAAUCUUGGAGUUUGGCCAUGUGUGAUAAGAGAUGUUCUGCAUUUUCUAACUCGGUCAAAGUAAUCCCUGAUGUAUAUCUAACGAGCCCAACAUUUGGAGUCUUCUUAGACUAUGAGGCCGGGCGUCUGUCUUUCUACGAGAUGUGUGACCCCAUAAGACACUUGCACACCUUCCGUGCCUCCUUCACUGAACCCUUACAUGUUAUCCUCUAUGUUUUCGAUGGAGCCUCUGUUAAAAUAGGAAGCUAAGUCCCAUGUAGCCCACAUUAUAAUCACUAUGUAGAGGGAAGGGGUAGAUUUAAAUAUAUAUAUGUCUCCAAUAAAAUAUACAUAUAUAUUGGCCCUGAAUGGCCAGAAGGGGUAUAUGUUUUUAUA